GAUCGGAUGAGAAGUAUUGUGGGUGGGUAGCCAACUGGUGAUCUUUUCAAGAUUGAAAUAUCGGAUACACGCACACUGCCUCCAAUGGAGUUGAGGGUAGCACUGAUCUCUCUAACUUUGUUGACAAUCGUCGGCCAAGCCGUAAGUCGAAGCGGAUUGCAACUGAUCGUAGAACCCCAAGAUGUGGUAGUUGAACAGGGAGCACCAGCUCGGUUGGACUGCGUGGCUAAGAGUUCCUUGGGAUCACCAGUGAUUCAAUGGCGGACCGACGACGGGCAGCCGAUAUCGUUUAUCGGGGAUAGCUAUAGAUCGCAGCUGGCCAACGGAUCUUUGUAUAUCAAUGGAAUUUAUCCUGGGAACUCCGAAGUCACCGGAGGAUAUCAAUGCCUAGCUUCGAUAGACAAUGUUGGAGCAAUUGUGUCAAGAACGGCAACCAUCAGGCUCGCAAGUCUGCCGAGUUUUGAAAAAGAACCACAAGACACAAUGGUUUAUCCGGGCCAAGUUGCUUACUUAAGCUGCGUUUUGCCGCUAUCUUCGAGUCCUCCGACUAUUCAAUGGUUGAAAGACGAGCAUCCUCUUCUGUUGGAUGAAAGUCGGAUGACGAUAUUACCUUCGGGGGCUUUGGAAAUUGAUCACGUACAAUCGCAGGAUGUUGGAUCGUACAGAUGUAAUGCGAGUGGACUCGGACAACAUAGACUCAGCAACAAGGCACAGCUCGCUACGUUGACGAGCGAUAUUGAUCAAGAAACAACUGCACCUGUUUUUAUUGCAAAACCCAUGCAGCAAGUUGCUAUAGAAGGAACGACUGUCACUUUGGAGUGUGCAGCUAACGGCAAUCCCAAGCCAGUUAUUUUUUGGCUCAAAGACGGCAUUGCUAUUGAUUUGGCGUCGUUGGACUCCAGGUACCGAAUCGUAGCCGCAUCCAGUCUCAUGAUUACCGGCAUUAGAGAAAUCGAUCAUGGAUUGUAUCAAUGCAGAGCUGAAAAUGAAGUAGAAACUUUGGAUGCUUCGGCCGAGGUUACGGUGCAAGUGCCUCCAACAUUCGUCAAAAAACCGGUCGAUAAAGUUGCUAACGAAAAUCAAGACUUGGAGUUGGAAUGCGAGAUAUAUGGAAAGCCUGAGCCUAAAGUAACGUGGUUGAAAAAUGGUGAAAGAAUUACGCUGAGCGCCUAUUGGCAACUGGUCAAUGGCUACAAUCUGCGGAUCAACGGACUAUUGCCAAUUGACGCUGGUAUCUUUCAGUGCAUAGGAGUCAAUCCUGCAGGCAGCAUUCAGGCUUCGGCACGACUGAUCAUUAACCAGCCGAAAAAAUCAGGAGCUCAUAAAACAACGACUCCAAAGUUACUUCCAAAAAAACAUCUGCAUCGGCAGUUGUACAACAACACUUGGCAGCACCCAAGCACCCUUCUGGGUCAUACGCUCCCAGCUUUUGCCCAAAGUCCUGAAAUUUCCAUCAGUCCUUCGGAUGAUCCUGCGGAUAUAUUGGGCACUUUAGGCGAUCCCGAUUCCCUGAUCAACCCUGAACCCCCUUUUAUAGACGAAACGGAUACCCUGGACUCCAUCGAAGGCAGCAUUCCAUCUGCUCCGAGAGAUCUUACCGCCGUCAUUGUUUCCACAAGAUUUGUUACUCUAAGAUGGAGAGAACCCGAGAAUACUAACGGAGACAUUCUAACUUAUUAUGUUUAUUAUAAACAGGACGGAUCACAGAGGGAACGAGUUGUAAAUACAUUGCACAAUAGAUUAGAAGGGGUAAUACCUGGACUACAACCAAACAUGAAGUAUCAAUUUCGUGUGGUUGCGCAAAAUGCUCAAGGGACAGGGGCAUCUAGUACCAUCCUUGAUGUUACGACUCAAUCUGAGGCGGAUGUUCCCGGACCACCUCUAAAUUUACAAGGUCAUCCAACAAACAGCACCAGUGUUGCUUUGACAUGGGAAGAACCUUUGAUAACCAACGGCAGAGUUAUCAGAUAUAUUAUUACAUAUAUAGAAGGUGACAACGAAGGAAAAGUUCAUGAGACAACUGGGACGACGUAUGAACUUGUAGAACUAAUGCCAUUCACUGAAUAUAAUUUCUGGGUUCAGGCAGUCAAUGAAAAUGGACCUGGUGCUUCGACCAGUGAAAUUACUGUUCGGACUCUAAGUGCUCAACCUUCACAACCUCCGCACAACGUAACACUGGAAGCAGGCAAUUCCACUAGUAUAAUCAUUCGCUGGGAACCUCCGCUGGAAGGAGAAAAUGGAGUGAUUACUGGGUACAAAAUUAAGUAUCGCAGACACGACAGACGACAUUGGGCAUACAUAACUACACAGAGUAACCAGAGAAUGUAUCAACUCAAUGGACUAGAAAAACACGUGGUUUAUCAAGUUCGGAUAUGCGCGUUAAACGUCAAUGGAACGGGACCUUGGAGUGAUAUAAUGGACAUAGAACCUUACGAGAGGGAUUUGGAUGAAACUAAAGUUCCCAAUGUUCCAAUCAACUUGAAAACUAAAGCUAUGUCGGAUUCAAUACUGGUGUCUUGGAAUCCUCCAAAGGAUCAAAGUAUCAAAGUACGUGGCUAUACCUUGGGAUGGGGUAAGGGACUUCCGGAUAAUCAUACUCAAAAAUUAGACAGCAAACAACGCUAUUAUACCAUCGAAUCGUUAGAACCGAUGUCAGAAUACGUAAUUACCUUGAGAGCGACGAACGAAGUUGGGGCAGGAAACCCUGCGUACGCCAAUGUCCGAACUAUGGAACGUUCGGUACCAGAAUCUAUCGUACCUCUGAUUCCACCUGUUGGACUAAAAGCUAUCGUUCUUUCAGCUAGCACCAUGGUACUUUAUUGGACUGAUAGUACCCUACCGAAGAGUCAGUAUGUGACUGACAAGAGGUAUUACGUAGUACGAUACACAUCUUAUCACCACAGUAGUAACCCACGAUAUAAAUAUUACAAUGCUACGGAUCUGAAUUGUAUGAUCGAUGACCUCAAACCCAACACACCAUAUGAAUUUACCGUUAAAUUGGUCAAGGGAAGAAGAGAAUCUCCUUGGAGUAUGGUAGUACUGAAUACGACACACGAAGCCGCGCCAAGUUCACCCCCUCGGGAUCUCACUGUCCAGACCGUAGAUGGUCAUCCAACAGCUGUUAUGCUUCAUUGGCAACCUCCGAAGCAGCCCAAUGGUCCUAUUACUGGUUACGUCAUAUCCUAUACAACGGACAAUACAAAAUGGGACAGAGAUUGGCGCGUCGAAGCCAUAAUUGGAGAACAGACUGAGAUUAUGAUAAAAGUCUUACAGCCUAUUACGACUUAUUACUUCAAGAUUCAGGCCCGCAACUCUAAAGGCUACGGUCCAUUUUCAUCUACUGUUCCAUUUAAAACACCUCUAAGCAAUGGCAUUGUGUACUAUGACGUUCCGCAUGCUCGAGACGGUCGAGGGCUUUCCAAUAUGAUGAUAUACAUAAUAGUCGGACUCUCUGUGGUAUUUGUUACUGGUGUGGCUGUCGCGGUUGUUGUUAUAUGCUGUCGCCGAACCCCGCAAUCUCCGGAUCACAAAAAGGGAUAUAUAAAAGAAUCUAAUCAGAAAACGAAUAUCAAGCCACCCGACCUUUGGAUUCAUCAUGAUCAAAUGGAGCUCAAAGCUCUAGAAAAAUCUUCGAUCAAUGGCGAAGCCUCUACCAGCGGGGUGGUCAGCAAUACCUUGCCAAGAUCUGGAAAUCAGGAUUACAGCCAGGAUAGCAUGCACAUAAAUUCUAGCUCUUUGGAUAAACGUACCUAUGUGCCUAGCUAUAUGGGUAACAACGAUGAAAAAUGUUCUACCCUCACAAGACAACACAACCGAGGAAGUCAUAAACCUAAACUCAUUACCCUUCCCGUUGAUACACUUCCUUCACAUCAGCCAAUGGCGACGGCUACUCCUAUAGUAAAUAGUAGCAUGUCGCAACCCACUAUUCAUAAUUCAUGUGGCGAUGCACCUUCGGUCAGGCCAAGUUAUCCAAGGACAGCAGCUCAAUACAGUUUGAGUAGAGCUCACGUUACUUUGGAACCAACGCCAGAAUCUAGCCCAGAUUCUUGCAGUAUGCCAAGCACUUACGAACCUCUUCAAACUCAGAUUCCGUAUUCUGCGGGUAAUCAACAAUAUGGAGCUAACAAUCAGUACGCUUCGGGUGUUUACGGCUCUAGUAGUCAGCCAAACAGCACAGUUGGUGUUCUAGAAAAUGCGAAUGCCAAAAGACUGCAAGGUCAUCCGCUUAAAAGUUUUAGCGUACCAGCGCCGCCCCCACAAUCCGCUCCGUCGACACCUGCUCAGCAGAAACACGGUGUUUCCCAAGUUACAGUGAGGCCGACGAUAUCUGGAAGCCCUUACAAAAAACCACCUAUAACAUCAACGCAAAUAACGAAAAACAGAUUAGCUUCUGUCGUAAACCCAUCGCACACUGCAGAAGAGGUUGAACGAUUGAAGCCGUCUUAUAGCACAGAGGAAUUGAACCAAGAGAUGGCAAAUUUAGAAGGAUUAAUGAAAGACUUGAACGCCAUUACCGCGUCGGAAUUUGAGUGCUAAUGUGUUCCUAUAACACGUGCCAUCUGAAAACCAACCAAUCGUGACGAAAAAAAAAAAAAGAUGAAUGUUAAUAGCGGAGGCUAUCGUUAAUAACUUAUAUUAAUAGUAAGAUGAAAUCUUUGAGCAAAGAUUUUUUUUAUAUUAUAAAUUCUUAUCGUGUGAUUUGUCUCUUCUUUAUGCAACACACAUAUGAAAAUACUAAUGGUAUUCUGAGAAGAGAAAUUAUCAUUCCAGCCUAUUGGAUAGCCUCUUUCGUUACUAACAUCAUUUUGGUUAGAAAAAAAAAAAAAAAGAAAAUGCUAUCGGGCCGCCAAUUGCCAAUUUAGGUAGCUAAUUUUGUACCGAUCGUCACAAAACUUAGCGUAACGCUCUAUUUCUUUUUUCUUUUCCCCACCUCCUCAAUGGAAAAAAAAUGAUGGAGUAGGUGAGUAAUCAAUGGUACCUAAUCUGAUAUUGAGUUCUUCAUAAUUCUUCUGAAUUAUCUGACAUCAAGCCACGUAACAUAUCUAAAUUGAGGCUUCGAUUUUUUUUUUGUCUCUGCCUUCAUUAGUAUAAGUUCGAUUGCUCAGCUCACAGCUAUGGCAGCUCAUCACGGAAUUCCUUCGACAUUAAAGUCAAAUAUUAUUUGGUUAUAUUAACAUCAUUCUCAUUAUUUUUAUUAUUUUUACUAUUAUUAUUAUAUUUUUAUUUAUGCCCCUCCAAGUAGUCACUCACUCUCAUGAUCUCAUUGCAAAUAAUUAUUUUCAUUUUUUUACGGAACGAAAAAGAUAUAGGUAUACAUAUACACACAUAUGUAUGUAUAUGGUAUUCCUUUCCGUCUAAUUUUGUCACAUUAUAUCUAUAUUACCUCGUGUAGUUACCUCAACUGGUAAUUAGCUCGUUGUAAGUUAUAAUUUUAAUGAUUUUUUAGCAUCAUACGUCGGGUGCCAUAAAAGCAAGUAUGAUAAAAACAUGAUAUUCGACAUAAUAUGAGGAAUUAAUAACGUGGACAUAAAAUCACAGGGAUAAAAAAACAAGAGAGAAAAUUUGAAAAACAAAAAAAAAAAAAAAAAGAAUCAUAAAACUAUUUAAUCAUGCCUUCGUUGUUCGAAGAAAAAAUUUACAAGGCUGGAAGAUAUCAUUAUUCUUGGGUCAUUCUGUAUAUUACGGAACAUUAUAUGUUAUAGCUUAACGUCAUUUCUAUAUAUAUUUUAUAUUCUUAACAAAUCUAGCUAACAAAAUAGAGGUUUGAUUUAAAAAAUCAAUCCCGCAUAAGAGAGAGAACGGAGGAAAAAAAAACGUAAAAACAAAGUAUUAUUAACAAAGCUAGACAAAUAUUUUGUAACUCUGUGUACAUGGGUUUAUAAUAUACAUAAAUAUUGUUAUUACGACAAAUUAGAAAUAACUAUAAUUGAGCCAUUGUCCUUAAUGGAUUUACUCAAAUUACUGCCAUUGCUGACUGUGAGUUUAUGUAUGUUUACAGACACAAUCAACACUUGAUUUGUUUGUUCAAAGUUAUACGAUCAUAUUCUUCCGUAGAUAAUAUCAUAAUGGAAGUGUGUUUUAUCGGAAACAAAAAAAAAAGAACAAAAAAAAAAAUUUUGCAACCUUGUGCAUCGAUCUAUAGAUAUAAUCGAAAGAUUUCGUUCGAUGUGUGGUUUGUUUCGUUUUUUUUUUUCGUUAAUAUCAAUUAAA
Messenger RNA from Athalia rosae (coleseed sawfly), 6210 nucleotides. RefSeq names its product neogenin (gene fra). The record is from RefSeq and is a predicted model, not a curated record. Gene Ontology annotation, molecular function: protein binding. The coding region runs from base 85 to 4536 and encodes 1483 amino acids. Gene Ontology annotation, biological process: cell-cell adhesion. Gene Ontology annotation, cellular component: membrane. Lineage: Eukaryota; Metazoa; Arthropoda; Insecta; Hymenoptera; Athaliidae. The transcript is spliced from 26 exons.